CGCGAGUGGUGAACAUGUUACAUACAACUCUCUUUGGAUUUCUUCUGCUGAUAUCUGCGCGCGAAUAUGGCUGCAGUAUGGUCGAGAUUAAUGCGACGACGUUCGCGGAGCUCCCGCCGCUGUUCGCAUUGGACAGCUGGGCGCAGUGCCAGGGCGAAGGCGCCGUCUGGUGCAUCGUGGAUGCCGCCCUGGUGUCCGAGGAGCCUUCCGCGACCUUGAGUCUGUUACAAGAAUACUCGCAAGAAACCCUGAAGCACUACAACAGGACGCUAGUGCACCGGGGCAUGUGUGUGUCUCGUUGUGGGAGCGAGGACGACGGGCCGGAGCCCUGGAAGACGGCUGCUACGAACUGCAUCAACCAGGAUCUGGCCAAAUAUGGCCUGCAGGGCGAGGUGUUAUCAGUGGCGUUCUGCACGCGGCCGGCGCGCGAGGCGGGCGGCGGCGCGCGCGCAUUCGCCGUGCUCUCCGUGGGACUAUGCGCGCUCGUGCUGCUCGCUACCACGCUGCACGUGCUCGGCGAGCGAUGCGCUAAGGUUGACGGUAACAAGUACCUGCUGGCGUUUUCCCUGAAGAAGAACUGGGCGAUCCUCACGUACAACCGCACCAAGCCCCGAAGCGACCAGAGGAUGAAGGAUCUCACCGCCAUGGAAGGGAUUCGGGUGCUUGGGAUUCAGUGUGUCAUAUUUUCACACGUUCUUCUGGUCCAUGUUUAUUCCUACUCUGACAACCCGAACUACGUUGAGAAGAUGUACGACCAGUUCGGCUGGCAAACGGUUCUGAACUCACCAGUGUGGCUGCAGACCUUCUUCUCCAUGUCGGCGUUCCUCACCACGUAUUCCGUACUCAUCACCGUCGACAAGAGUCCCAUCACCCUUGUCAAAUGCGUCAUGUCCGUCAUCAACAGAUACAUCAGGUUAACCCCUGCUGCCGGCUACGCCCUAUGGUUCACGAUGACGUGGUACCCACUCAUGGGGUCGGGCCCACUAUGGGGCUGGCUGGUGGAGCGCGAGGCGGCCGACUGUUCCGAACGCUGGUGGUACCACAUCCUGUACGCGCAGAACCAUUUGUCGAUGGGCAAGUUCUGCAUGGGGCACACUUGGUACUUGGCAGCGGAUCUACAGCUCCACGCGAUAGGUUUACUGGUGCUGCUGGUGAUAGCUCGCUGGCGGCGCGCGGCCGCGCCGGUGCUGGCGAUCCUGGUGCUGGGCUCCGCGCUCUCCGCCGGCCUCGUGUCCUACUUCUAUGACGUCACGCCCAUCGUCACGGACAGGCCCCUGAGUGAGUCUCUGCGCACCUGGUUUGCCGGGUCAAAAACCUUGAUGCUGCUGUACCUACCAAGCUGGAUGAACCUGGUGGGCUACGCGGCCGGCAUGGCCACCGCCUUCGUCUACCACUACACGCAGGUCGAGGGCUACAAGCUCAACCAGAACAAGUGGUUCAACCUGUCAUUCCACGCGGCCAUUACCCUGGGCUCGUGCGUGGUGUUCGCGGGAGUAGUAUUCCUUCGCGACGCGCCACCACCGCGCUGGGCCGCCGCGCUCUACGCUGCCCUUGAUAGGACCCUGGUGGCGAUGGCCUUCAACGUCUUCCUGCUGGGCUGCAUCAGCAAGUGCAAGUCCGGGCUCAAGGAUAUGCUGGAGUGGCGCGGGUUCCACUUCCUAGGCCGCGUGUCGUACUGCGUGUUCCUGGUGCACUUCAUCGUGCUGCGGCUGACCGUCGCCGGCUCCACGCAGCUCGUGCAUACCUCCAUCUCCGCAAUGAUAAACCUGCUAAUAUCAGUAACAGUGCUAUCCUACCUGGUGGCCAUCCCAUACUGCCUGGUCAUCGAGCUGCCAGCCCUUCAAUUGUGGAAGGCAAUCUUCGAGGAGGACCGGACUGAGAGGAGGCCACAGGAACCCUCAAACCAGCCCGCACCAGCUAUCAAGCCCUUAGACUUGGUAGCUAACAUCAGAAGGAGGCAGGAGGUUUAAAGUUUAAUUACUGUAAAUAGAACAGGUGUGACUUCAGGAGUCCUUGGGUUAGCCUGCGCCUGCUAUCAAGGAAGGAGGAGGCAGGAGGUUUAAAGUUUAAGUACUGUAAAUAGGACAGAAGUGAGAGGAGGCUUCAGGACUCAGUGAACUAGCCCGCACCAGCUAUCAAGCCCCUGGUCACUAACAUCAGGAAGAGGCAGGAGGUUUAAUAUUUAAGUACUGUAAAUAGAACAGGUGUGACUUCAGGAGUCCUUGAGUUAGCCUGCGCCUGCUAUCAAGGAAGGAGGAGGCAGGAAGUUUAAAGUUUUAAGUACUGUAAAUAGAACAGGAGUGAGAGGAGGCUUCAGGACUCAGUGAACUAGCCCGCACCAGCUAUCAAGCCCUUGGACUUGGUCGCUAAUAUCAGGAGGCGACAGGAA
Molecule: messenger RNA, 2389 nt
Organism: Ostrinia furnacalis (Asian corn borer)
Lineage: Eukaryota; Metazoa; Arthropoda; Insecta; Lepidoptera; Crambidae
Product: nose resistant to fluoxetine protein 6
Exons: 13
Coding region: 15-1970 (651 amino acids)
Molecular function (GO): acyltransferase activity, transferring groups other than amino-acyl groups
Source: RefSeq, a predicted model, not a curated record